AUGCAAUGUGGCUCCGUGCCCGGGGAUUAUUUCACACUGGCCUCCAUUCAGACAGUAGUCUGGCUGCAGAGUGCAGGUGCUCUGACAGGGCAGGCCGUCCACUGUGCUGUACCCAGGAUCACACAGACACUCUGCCUCAUCGGUCCGACUGUUCACCACGCAGCAGGUCCUCAGGUGCAGGCAACCAAAGCUGCUGCUGGUGGGAAAAAGUACGACCUCAGCAAGUGGAAGUAUGCUGAGCUGCGAGAUGUCAACACUUCCUGUGACAUCGAGCCUGCAGCCUGCAGAGAGGAGUUCCACCGUCGCCUGAAGGUUAUCACGCAGAAGUCCAAGAACAAGAAACGUACUGAUGACGGGACCGAUCAAAGGGCUCCUAAAUCUGUCACUGACUAUGCUGAGCAGAACCCAGCUCCUCCAGUGACAACCCAGCAGCAGGAAGUGGCCAUGAACCGCCAGCAGCGAUAUUUCCGCAUACCUUUCAUCCGACCUGCCGACCAGUACAAAGACCCUCAGAACAAAAAGAAAGGAUGGUGGUACGCCCAUUUCGAUGGGCCGUGGAUAGCCAGACAGAUGGAGCUUCACCCUGACAAACGGCCUAUUGUGUUGGUUGCAGGUAAAGAUGACAUGGAGAUGUGCGAGCUGAGCCUGGAGGAGACGGGUCUGACCAGGAAGCGAGGGGCCGAGAUCCUGCCCAGACAGUUUGAAGAAAUCUGGGAGCGCUGCGAUGGAAUCCAGUACCUCAAGAAGGCCAUUGAGAACAAGCAGGCCCGGCCCACGCACGCCACCGCCAUGCUUCAGAGUCUCCUCAAGUGACCCAGAGCAGAGAGA
Messenger RNA from Notolabrus celidotus (New Zealand spotty), 828 nucleotides. RefSeq names its product unconventional myosin-VI-like. NCBI's taxonomy places the organism in Eukaryota, Metazoa, Chordata, Actinopteri, Labriformes, Labridae. The record is from RefSeq and is a predicted model, not a curated record.